Molecule: messenger RNA, 1256 nt
Organism: Tricharina praecox
Lineage: Eukaryota; Fungi; Ascomycota; Pezizomycetes; Pezizales; Pyronemataceae
Exons: 3
Coding region: 183-1256 (357 amino acids)
Source: RefSeq, a predicted model, not a curated record
CAAGGAUCCUCUCGGCGCCGUCAUGGUAGGUAUGUGCUCUGGUACUGAGUAGAUAAACUCGGCCUUGCGGCCCCGAAUCCUCAAGCAUUCUUUUCUUCGAGCGUCCAGCAUUCCGACAAUUCAUACAUCCUCACCCCGCCUUCCCCUCAAUCACUCGUCGCAAUCAAGCACGUAUCCCAACAAUGCAGUUCUGGAAAACUCCUGCAGUCCUGGCUUGCGUCCUCUCGCUAGCCCUACCAACACUCGCCGCGCCCAAAGCUCGUGAUACCGGAGUCGAAACCCGCAGCAUCGACGAGAUCUACUCCGCAGCCUUAGCGGAGUCCAAGGGCAAGACACUCCAGGUGGCCUGGGGUGGUGACGAGAAAUCCAAUGCCACCGCUCUGGCAUUCAUGCAAGCCUUCCCUGGCAUCGCGAUCAACCUGACGGUGGACGUGUCCAAAUAUCACGACAGCCACACGGACCGUGCCUUCAUUGAGACCGGUAAAGAUAUAUACGAUAUUGCGUUCCUGCAGACGUUGCACGACUUCCCGCGGUGGAAGGAACAAGGCCGCCUGAUGUCGUACAAGGCGAAGCCAUGGGAGAGCAUCUACAAUGAGGUCAAGGACAGCGAGGGAUACUAUUAUGCUGGCUUUUUCAUCUCGUUCGGCAACAUUGUCUUCAACUCCGACAAGCGCCCGUUGAACACCACGAUCCCGACGACGUACACCGACUUCCUGCUGCCCGCAUGGAAGGACAAGAUCGUCCUCACGUACCCGAACGACGACGACGCGAUCGCGUACCUCUUCGCGCUGAUCAUUGAGAAGUACGGCUGGGGCUGGUUCACGUCGCUGAUGGCGCAGAACGUGACGUGGGUUCGCGGCAGCACGACCCCCGGCACAAUGCUCGCCAACCCCGCCUCGCCCGUGUCCAUCACCUUCUGCUCGUUCGGAACCGGCGAGGAGAACAUUCACACGGUGGAGCCGGCGGACCGCUACAUGUCGUGGGCGCAGACCGGCGCCAUCUUUGCCAGCACUGAGAUGCCCGAGACUGCGAAGCUGUUCGUCAGCUGGAUCAUGAGCGACGAGUACCAGACCGCCUCGGGAUCGUCGACGAGGAGGGAGCUGGCCGCUGAGGAUCCGUUCUCGAAGCAGUGGACUGAGCCCCUGGGCUUCGCCAAGUGGAUGGGAAACCGUCAGGACGUCGAGUGGUACAAGCUGCAGUUUGAGAGCUUGCUGGGCACUGCGCAGGGUGAGAGCCCGCUGGAGGAUGACUUGUGA